CUUCAAUGGCUUUUUCAUACUUAAAUUUAGUUUUAGUGACAUUGACAACUUUGUUUUUCUUGCAAACAACAAAAGUAAAGUCACAAAAAUCAGUUUCAUUCCACAUCACCAAUUUCACUAUUAGCAGACCUAGUAUAACCCUUCAAGGAACUGCCGAGUUUUUACCUAAUGUUUUGUUACUCAACGACAUUGAGCACCCUGUUUUUGUUGUUGGUCGUGCUUUGUAUUCUAAACCAAUUACACUUUGGAACAAUAAAACCGGCAAAGUUGCCAGCUUUGUCACUUCAUUCACUUUCGAUGUUCAAGAUUUAAAGAAAACUGUUCCUGGUCAUGGACUUGUAUUCUUUCUUGCCCCAUCAGGCUCCGAGAUUCCCUUCAGUUCAGAUGGUGGGAACCUCGGAGUAGUUGAUGGGAAAAAUGCUUUUAAUAGAUUUGUUGGUGUUGAAUUUGACAAUUUUGUUAAUUCAUGGGAUCCCAAGUACUCUCAUGUUGGAAUCAAUGUCAAUUCUUUAAUUUCUACUAAGACGGUGAAAUGGAAUAGAGUGAGUGGAGAACUUGUGAAAGUAAGUAUUGUUUAUGACUCUGUUUCUACGACAUUGACGGUUAUUGUUACUUAUAAGAAUGGUCAAAUUUCGAUUCUUUCUCAACUUGUUGAUUUGAAAGCUGUACUUCCUGAUACAGUUAACAUUGGUUUCUCUGCUUCUACGACACUUGUUUCUCCUCGUCAACUACACAAUAUUCAUUCAUGGUCUUUCACUUCAACUUUCGAAACAUAAGAUAAUAUAAAAUAUAAUAUUGCAAAAUUUGUUUGGUUUUAUUUGGAAUUUUGUUCUAUGGAUGCAUGGAGCUUUUCACAACUAGUAUUUCUAAACAAAGACAAUGCUAGGUAGUUUGUGUGAAUCACUUGUGUGUGUGUGUAUAUGUGUUUUUUUCCCCUUCUAAAUAAAGAAAAUGAUUGAACCA
Cicer arietinum (chickpea) is the source of this 963-nucleotide messenger RNA. Its product is annotated as putative bark agglutinin LECRPA3-like. Lineage: Eukaryota; Viridiplantae; Streptophyta; Magnoliopsida; Fabales; Fabaceae. The record is from RefSeq and is marked provisional. Gene Ontology annotation, molecular function: carbohydrate binding.